Messenger RNA from Abrus precatorius (Indian licorice), 2236 nucleotides. RefSeq lists its product as uncharacterized. The coding region runs from base 552 to 2012 and encodes 486 amino acids. NCBI's taxonomy places the organism in Eukaryota, Viridiplantae, Streptophyta, Magnoliopsida, Fabales, Fabaceae. The record is from RefSeq and is a predicted model, not a curated record. The transcript is spliced from 14 exons.
CAAUUUUCCUUGUUUCUGCUUCCUCUUGUUGCCAAAAUCAGAUUCAGAGAUCAUGUUCAUUGGUAUGAUAUGCAAUUCAUUGAAAGAGAAUCUUCAUUGAUGUAAUGUAGGAUCUGACAAGGAACUAUUGUCCCUUGUUUCUUUUCCAUCCUCACAUUCUAUCUUGCUUUAUCAGCUUUUACAUUAUUUCUUGUAACAUUUGAGACCAUUUCAUGGGGGUCACGUGUGCACUGUAACCCAAGUUUGAAUUUUUUUUUUACCUUGAAUAAUGUUGGUGCAGUAAUGGUGGAAAAAAAUGGUGUGCAAACGUAACUUCUAUUUGGGGAAUAGGGCAUUAAUAGCUUGUGUUGGAAAUGGUUGUCCUUGAUUAAUGUCUAGCAUCCAAAUUCAGGAGUAAGAUUCUGUCAAUCUUGAGAGGAUUUGAGAUUAAGGUACAAUUGAAGGAGUUUUAUGUGUUUGGAGAGAUGGGGGAGAAUUGACUUUGAGUUUCUCAGAGGCUCCGCUUGUAAUCUCUUGAAGCGGAGCUUCUCUGAGAUACACAAAGAAGCAAGAUGAUAGAGCAAUUCAUCAAUUUCAUUGUUCGCCCUCCCAGGGCUGAGUAUGAUCCAGAUGAGUACCUAUGGGAAAAAGAAUUCACCCUUGCAGGAAAAACAUACCAAAGGCAGGAUUUGGAGCUCAAAAAUUCCAGAGGCUACACCUUGCAGUGUAGUCAUUAUCUCCCUUCACCUUUCCCUGAAGAUAUUUCUCUUCCUUGUGUUAUUUAUUGCCAUGGAAAUAGUGGAUGUAGGGCAGAUGCCAAUGAAGCUGCUGUUGUUCUUCUUCCAUCAAAUAUUACUGUUUUUACUCUUGACUUCUCGGGGUCAGGCUUAUCUGAUGGAGACCAUGUUAGCCUCGGUUGGCAUGAAAAAGACGACCUCAAGAUGGUGGUGUCGCAUUUAAGAAGCAACAAGCAAGUAUCUCGUAUUGGUCUCUGGGGACGAUCAAUGGGUGCUGUUACAAGCCUUCUUUAUGGAGCUGAAGACCCUUCUAUUGCUGGAAUGGUGUUGGAUAGUGCCUUUUCAAACUUAUAUAAUCUGAUGAUGGAGCUUGCUGAUGUCUAUAAAAUUCGACUUCCAAAGUUCACUGUUAAAAUGGCUGUACAAUAUAUGCGUCGGGUUAUUGAGAAGAAGGCAAAGUUUGAUAUUAUGGACCUGAACUGUUUGUUGGUUGCACCGAAGACAUACAUUCCUGUUUUAUUUGGACAUGGUAAUGAUGACCAAUUCAUUCAACCUCACCACUCUGAUCUCAUCUCUGAGUCAUAUGCGGGAGAUAAAAAUAUCAUAAAAUUUGAUGGUGAUCAUAACUCCGCUCGGCCACAGUUCUUUAUGGAUUCAGUUUCCAUUUUCUUCUACAAUGUCCUUCGCCCUCCUCACAUUCCUAGACCUCGUAAGGUUGAGCAUUAUAUUGAAUUUGGUGGUUUAAAAUUUGGUUCUACUGUGAAUGAGAACCUGUUAUAUAAGAUACUCGCUAGUCUCCAGUCUGUAACUACUGAUGCUCCAAGUUCAUCUUAUGCUCCUCCAAGCAUUUCAAAUUCAGUCACAGCAUCAGUUAGUGAGAGUUCGAAAGUUGCUCCAUCCAUGAUUAGCCAGGAAUCAAUGAAUGGCUAUAGUGGACCUGGCUGUGAUGAGCCUGCAGAUGUGAAGGAUGAGCAUAAUGGCCUGACUGAAGAUUAUUACUCAUAUACUAGCUCAACCAGAGAAAGCUGGGGAAGAUGUUCUUCUUUAGGACUCACUGAUGAAGAAUCCUAUCCAGAUUUCAGGGGUGAUGAUAAUGGUUCUGAGGUAUUUGCAACACCCCGAGGAAGUAUGAAAGAAAUAUCAGCAGACCCAAAAGAAGACGGAAAGAAGAAGAAAGCUGUAAGAUUAACAAAGAAGCUUAAAUCUGAAAAAAUUGACAAGUGGCAGUCCCUCACUCGACGCCUGCGACUUUGCAUCUUAAGGGGAUCUGCUCAUCGGAGACAAAAGUCCUCUUGACGUGUCCUAACUGCUAUUGUGUUAUAUAGUUCCUCUAACCAUUUGUUUUCAUAACAUCAAUGUAAGAGACUGCUAUUUUUAGGCAGCUCAUGAAACUCAACUUGUUUGUAGGUCUACUAUUUGAUUCUCUAUUGGGAAUAUUCAACAUGUACUUAGGUGCAGAAUAUUGGUUUCUCUUUCUGGCUCCUCUUUCACUACUUGUUUACUGUUAUGAAUGAGACUUU